AUGUUCUCCCUGGAGUUAUACAACGUCAAAGCCCCCAAUAAGUCGCACAUUUUGAUUGAGGACGUGGGUUAUUGUUAAUAAUGGUAUAAUUAUCUAAAUUUUAGGUGUCUCCAAAUGAUAAUAUCAAAAGCAUCAAAGCGAAGUUGAGUUCCAAAAGUAGGUGAUGGAUAAUUCUAUAGCGUUUGCGGUUUAGAACACUUGAGUGUGGAGAGGAUUGCUCUGCGCCUGGGGCCAAAGGAGAAAACUCUGAAUGAUGAAGAAUUGGUGUCUAAUCUCAAGCUUUCUAAUGGCUCGGCUUUGUAUUACAGGGACUUGGGUCCUCAAAUUGGAUGGAAGACAGUUUUCUUGUUCGAAUAUGCCGGUCCUCUCUUUGUUUACCCCAUAUUUUACCUCCGACCUUCAUUUAUUUAUGGAAGUAUGUAGAAAUUUGGCGUUGUAUAUGUUUUAGAUCUUGUCUCAAAGCCGGUUCAUCAUGCUGUUACCUUGGCGUUGAUCUGUCAUUCCUUCCAUUAUAUAAAGAGAUUAUACGAGACCCAAUUUGUUCACAGGUUCAGUAACGGGACGAUGCCAUUUACUAAUUUGUUCAAGGUAUUUUGUUUUUCAUAACGAAGGAUCUCUUUUUCAGAACUGUUCUUACUACUGGGGAUUUGCUGCUUUCAUUUCAUACUUCAUCAACCAUCCGCUUUACACUCCACCAGUUCUCGGGGACCUGCAAUUAUAUGGAGGUGUCGCUGCAUUUGCUCUUUGUGAACUUGGCAAGUCGUAUAAUUUAUGAUUUUAUUAUUUUAGGUAACUUUUCAAUUCAUUUGUUAUUGAGAAACUUGAGACCUGAGGGCACUAAGGAAAGGAAAAUCCCUUAUCCCGAUUCCAAUCCGUUUACCAAUUUGUACAACCUUGUCAGUUGCCCUAAUUACACUUACGAGGUCGGAUCUUGGAUUGCCUUCUCUGUCUUCACACAGAGUCUUCCAGGUAAUUUUUAUGGUUUAAUAACAGUCGGGACAAAAAGUCCUGAUAAUUUUGCACCGUGCGGUUUUUCCGCUGUUUCUGUCGCACUCUGAAAAAAAUGUUUUGUCGCUGCGAAAAAUUGGGACCUUUUUUCGCGGUUUUCGCAGCGACGACCCAAAACGUUCAAAUCCGCACGGUGCAAAAUUAUCAGGGUUUUUUAUCACGGCUCCGGAGCCGUGGCGAUCUCUGACUGUAUCUUCUUUUUUUUGGGCCAAAUCUUAAGAUUCUCUUUUUUUUUUAUUGUUAACUUUUACUGUAAAUAGGGAUAACAUAUUUGUUAUCAAACACAACGGGAAAUUCUGAGGAUUCAGGGAAAAAAAGAAUCUUAACAUUUGGCACAAAAAACAAAGAAGUUGCUAUAGUCAAUUCAAAUCGGCCACAAAAAUGCCCCGCCCUGUACGUAAAUUUUUUAGCCCUUCUCUUCACAACUGCUGGAUUUAUUCAAAUGAAAAUCUGGGCCGAUGGGAAGCAUCGUAAUUACAAGAAAGAAUUCCCUAACUAUCCCAAGAAUAGAAAGCCGAUCAUUCCCUUCCUGUGUUAA
Messenger RNA from Bursaphelenchus xylophilus (pine wood nematode), 1546 nucleotides. NCBI's taxonomy places the organism in Eukaryota, Metazoa, Nematoda, Chromadorea, Rhabditida, Aphelenchoididae. The record is from the annotation of a GenBank genome assembly.